AGUGUCAUUAUUGAAAUUUAUUUCUUCUUCUUUUUUCAAGCUUUUGGAACCCAUUGCUGCUGAAGUAAACAUUCCAUGUAAAGUAGCCAGUGAGUUAUAUGAUGUGGUUGAUCCAGACUGUACAUGUACACCAGUAGAAGAAAAUAGAGUUCACGUUAGUAAUGUUGCAUCUUUACCUGCGGAGUCUCUUAUUCCUUACCAGAACUUUCAGACCACAGUAACUGACAACACAGUUACAACAGCUAUAGGUGAACCCUUCCAUGUACAAACAACUUUCAAUGAACAUGGUAAAGAAGUUGAUAAUUUUAAUAGUGAUACCAAGAAAGAUGUAUCAGAGGAAAGAGAAUUUAAUAAUAUUAAUGAAGCCUUUGAUGCUCAUUUCGAGGAAAUUGUUUCAAUUUUGAGUGAUGAAGCAAAGCUGAGAGAUUCAGAUCUUCUAGCAGACGAAAAUGAAUCAAAUGCUACAUAUGAUCCUGAAAUUGCUGAACAUUUAGGUACCGUAGUAGUAAAUGACAAUAUAACAUGUGUAGAAAAAGAGAAGGAACAAGUGGAUGACCCAUGUGCAAAACCUCUGUAUGCUGAAUCGCCUCAUACAUUAGGAGUGACAAUAUUAUUAAUUUCUUGCUUCUUAAUACGAUUUCGUUUACCAGAUGAAGCUCUCACCUACAUGCUACGUUUGAUAGCAUGUAUAUUACCUCAUGGACACCGUCUCAUGGGAAGUCUAUACCAUUUCAAAAAUAUGAUGAAACAAUAUUCUUCUGACUUGUUGCCCACAAUUAUUUAUCACUGUAACAAUUGUUACUCAUCAAUUGAAAAAAGUAGUAAAACUUGUCCAUCGUGUGGGAAGUCACUUACUCGAACAGGUGCAGUUGCUUACUUCCUUCAACUGAAGAUAGUGUCUCAACUAGCUUCGCUGUGGAAAAAUUCUGAAUUUUGUGACAUGGUACGCAAUCACAGAUUUCAACACAUUGAAAAAUACAAAGGGCGCAGACUGGCUGAUAUUUAUGAUGGAAUUUUGUAUCAAAAGCUCUUUCGUGAUAAUGGUGUUCUUAGCAAUGCAAACAAUAUUUCAUUUUCUCUUAACACAGAUGGCGCUCCAUUAUUCAAGUCAUCUAACAUCAGUGUUUGGCCAGUAUAUCUUCUUAUAAAUGAGUUACCAAUAGCUCAUAGGAAAAAAAGGAUGAAUUCACUUUUCUAUGGUGUUUGGAUCUCAUCAAGUAAGCCUCAGAUGUGGUCAUUUUUAAAACCACUGUUUGAAGAAUUAAAACUGCUAGAGUCAGAUGGUCAUUUAUUUACUGACUACUUUGGAGAAGUGUUCAACUGUAAAUGUGUACUACUAACAUGUACAUGUGACCUGCCUGCCAGAGCACUUGUUUAUAAUUGUUUGCAGUUCAAUGGCGAUAACAGUUGUUGGCAUUGUCUUCAGAGGGGUGAAACAUAUAAACAUGAAACUGGUGGAAUUUCGCAUAAUUUUCAAUAUGAUGAGCAUGAUCCAAAGGGCCCUCCUAGAACAAAAGAAAGUGUUAAUCUAGAUGUUGAUAAAGUAAUGGAUAAUGUCAGACGAAAUGUAACACAGUCAUCCGUGAAUGGUCAUAAAGGGAGGUUUUGGUUCAUGUACCUUGAAACAUUUGAUUACAUCAACAGCUGUAUAAUUGAUUACAUGCAUGGAGUUUGCCUUGGUGUAGUAAAAACGCUACUAACUAUAUGGUUUGACAAAAAAAACAAAGACAAAAAUUCCUCUUUCUUCAGUAAAAGAGGAUUAGUGAAUUGUGUUCUGCAGGAAAUUAAACCAACCAUUUUUGUAUCAAGAAUCCCAAGAGCUCUCGAUGAAAUUUCACAUUGGAAAUCCUCUGAAUACAGAAACUUUUUACUCUACUGGGGCAUUCCUAUUUUACGAUAUGUCUUAGAUAUGGAACUUUACACUCAUUUCUGCUUACUUGCCAGAUCUAUUUUUCUAUUAUCGAAGGAAGGUGUCGCUUUUGAUGAACUUCAGACUGCAGAAUCAGCCUUGCUGCUGUUUGUAGAACAUUUCCAAAUAUUGUAUGGGGAAAGGUAUAUGACAUUUAAUGUACAUCAGCUUGUGCAUCUUACAGAUUGCGUACGUCAUACAGGGCCAUUAUAUGUGAACAACUGUUUUAUAUUUGAAGACUUAAAUGGAUAUAUUGUGAAGCAAAUACAUAGCACACAAGGUGUAGAUACUCAGUUAACCAAUAUUAUUUCCAUGCUUAGAGUACCAUCUAGAAUGUACACAUUAUAUCUGAAAGAUACCACAAACCAGGAAGCUAUUGAUCUCUAUAAUGAGUUAUCAGACAGUGUUACAGCAAGAUACAAACAAUUGGAUGAAAUAGAAGAUGGCAUAAGACCAUUGGGUAGUGCAACAUGGAAACAUUAUUUUGGCUAAGGGGAGCUUCUGAAGAAGUUACCUGUAUUUACCCAGGAUGAAGUUGGUGUCUUGGGAACACCAGAGAACAAUGGCAGUCUCCCCUGUAAAAAGAACAUCAUUGGGGAAGAAUUUUAACAGCUUCCAUUGUAACAAGGAUGUGUACCAUUGAGAAGACUCCUGAUGCUGAUUGUAGUAACCUCAUGAGAAGCGUCUUGGGUAUAACCAAACCACAUGAUGAGUAAAUGCCUGCUCUCAAAUACGGCAGACAGAUGGAAGGGGAGGCAAAACUUCAGUCCAAAGGUCUUACAUGGAAGAGCAACACCAAAAGGGACGCAACUAUACAGGAAUGUGAUUUAUUUGUGCAUCUAGAUAUAGCUUACCUAGGAACUAUGCCUGGUGGUAUUGUCAAUAUAGUGUUGGACACGGAGGGGUUACUGGUGUCCUAUGGCAUUGCCAACAUCUCUUUCUGCCAAAACCUACCUUAUUUGGAAGACCUUGACAUUGGAAUGAAACUAAAGUUGAACAACCCAUACUACUACCAAAUGUAAAGGCAGCUCGAAGUCACAAAAAUAGAGUGAUGUGAUUUUUUCUUUAUGUUUACCAAGGCAGGACGUCGACAUCAUUUGAAAUUGAAUGAAGGUGUCUUGAAUGAUAUUAAGUGUUAUGUAAAAGAGUUUUUCACAGAACACUUAGCUUAAGGAGAAAUGCUACACCAGAGAAACUGAUAUAGAUGAAAAGUGGAGGAUAUGUACAAGAUUUUGAAAUUGAAAACUUUCAAAAUUUACUUUAUUUAGUCAUAAAAUGUAGAUUUAGUUGAAAGUAAUCUGAAUUUUUUUUUUAUAAAACCCUUCCUGGACUUGAACCUGCUAACCUACUGAGCCACUCAGGUAAUCAUUUUUAUAAGGAAUAGACAAAUAUUGCUGAUAUUUAUAUUUUUAUUCAUGUUUUAAAGGAAGUCGGCCAUUAUGACGGAUGUAGAGUACCUCCUUAAUGAAAUUAUAUGGCGGAGGGACAUAACUUGUAAUUUAUAUGGUAUGGGCAAUAUGUUUAAGAAAUAUACAACCACAUCUUCAAAUGUAUUGAUUUCUUAAUCAUUUCUUUAAUACUGGUAAUUGUAAUAGCCAAUUUCGACUUUAAAUUUUUUACAUUUCCAUAUGAGUGAGAGAUUCUUGAGUAGGAAGUUAAACAAUAUACAAUCAAUCAAUUUUUUUGCACCAAUAUGAAUGUUAUCUCUGUGUUAAGUCAUAGUUGAAAGAGCACAUAUAUUUUUGUGGAUGCACGAGUUCUCUGGGGAGAAUGUGUGUAUAUUCCUGUCUCGCUGGACAUUGUACUGAACUGCUGUUUUUUGUGAGAAACAACUAAGUUGGUAAGACGAUGAUGAACAUUGAGCGCAUUCCAUACAUUUGUUAGAAAAUGAUUUAGUUGAAUUGUUAUAUAAAGAAUGUUUUUGAAUAUGCCAAAGAGUAUUACAUAGUUCUGAAGAUUUAUGCUAACUAUGUUCACAGAAUUACAGUAUCAUAUAAUAAUAUAAUUCAGUGAUAGCUUAACAUGACACAGUAAGCCCAUGUUUAGUUAUUAUUUGCACAAAAGGGGCAUACUGGUUGAUUUCAAGCUUUUUGUAACUUCAGGGGCAAUAACUCUGUUUGGCGUGCACUAUUGAUACUUUUAUGCUCACCUGAGUUUUUCAGAUUGCCUGUUGUCCGUCGUCUCUCUGUCUGUCUGUAAACUUUUUACAUUUUCAACUUCUUCUCUAGAACCACUUGGUCAAUUCCUACCAAACUUGGAAAAAAGCAUCCUUGGGUGUAGGGCUUUCAACAGGUUCAAAUGAAGGGCUGUGCUCCAUUCAAAGGUGAGAUAAUCACAAAAAUAGGUUGGGUUCAUUUAAAAAUCUUCUUAAGAACCACAACGCCAGAAGAGCUAAAUUUACAUAAAGGUUCCUGACAUCAUGCAGAUUCAAGUUUGUUAAACCAUGACCCCUGGGGGAAGUUGGGGCCACAAUAGGGGAUCAGUUUUGCAUAAGAAUAUAUAGGUAAAAUCUCUGAAAAUCUUCUUCUCUAGAACCUCUGGGUCAGGAAAGUACAAAUUUACAUGAAAGCUUUCUGACAUAGUGCAGCUUCAAGAUUGUGAAAAUCAUGGCCUCUGGGGUUAGGUUGGAACCACAAUAGGGAUAAAAAUUUUACAUGCAUAUAUAUAAGGAAAAUCUUUAAAUAUGGGCCAAGGUGACUCAGGUGAGUGAUGUGACCCAUGGGCCUCGUUAUAUGAUUGUAAUUUCUCUCCGAGUAUGACUUGUCUGGUGCAGUCUGUGUUAUAAACUUCAAUUUUCUGAAUUGCCUGUGAUUAUGAUUGUGUUUAAUUGUGACUCUGAUAAGUCAGUUGGCUCAAAGAAAUAAAGAAUUGAAUUGAA
Messenger RNA from Ostrea edulis (European flat oyster), 4787 nucleotides. RefSeq lists its product as uncharacterized. NCBI's taxonomy places the organism in Eukaryota, Metazoa, Mollusca, Bivalvia, Ostreida, Ostreidae. The transcript has 3 exons. The coding region runs from base 668 to 2401 and encodes 577 amino acids. The record is from RefSeq and is a predicted model, not a curated record.